UUGCUUAAAGAACCAAAAGGUGGCAUCUGGAUUCUGGAAUAAAACACCAAUAUUAUAUUCUACAAACAUUUAUUCCAUCUUUACAAUACAAGCUAUAAACUAAGCUUCUGAUCAUCUCCAUCUCCCACAAACACUUUUUGCAGCAUACCCUGCAGUGCAGCCUGCAGACUGAUUAAAUAUAGACAACCUUAACAUUCUUGCUGCUCAUGGAAACAGACAUGGAUACUAAGAAGGAAGGUGAUCUGUGCUCGCUGCACGAUAAGAAGGUCAAAGUUGUUUUCGUUGUAGGAGGUCCUGGCAGUGGAAAAGGCACUCAAUCGGAGAAAAUCGUUCAGCAUUUUGGAUAUACUCAUCUGAGCGUUGGUGAUCUACUUAGAGCAGAAAGCAAAACGGGUUCUGAAAUCGGAUCAGUGAUUCAGAGCAUUAUGAAGGAAGGUAAACUCGUUCCUUCAGAUGUAACAGUUAAGCUUCUGCAACGCGCCAUGCAAGAAACAGACAGCGACAGGUUCCUGAUUGACGGCUUCCCGAGAAACAUGGAGAACGUUACAACAUUCGAGAACAUUACACAAAUCGAGCCAGAAUGCGUGAUCUUUCUUGAUUGUCCAGAAGAGGAAAUGGAGAGGCGCCUUCUGUCUAGGAAUGAGGGAAGAGUAGAUGAUAACGUUGACACAAUAAGGAAGCGAUUCAAAGUUUUCCAGGAGUCGACACUCCCAGCAGUUGAAUACUAUGCUUCAAAGGGGAAAGUCCACAAGAUUGAUGGCGCGAGGCCUGUGGAAGAGGUUUUUGAAUCGGUUAAAGCGAUUAUUACCCAAACAGAAGAAAAGCAAAACACUGCAACAAGUAACACUAAACCAUAUUUGCAGGUUUGAUGUGUAUUCAGAGGAUGGUGUGUUGUGUCAUAAUUUUCAGCUUCUCACCUUCAGUUAGUCCACUUAGGAUUAGUUAUAAGUAAUGUUGUCAAUGAAGGUUGAGGAUGAUAGCUAUAUCUUGUAAUAUAUCAUUGUACUUCUUUCUAUACAUGUUUGUUGUUCAUGCUAGUUUCAUUAAGCGGCAUAGUGGAGGUUCGAUUCUUGCUACAAA
Molecule: messenger RNA, 1080 nt
Organism: Ipomoea triloba (trilobed morning glory)
Lineage: Eukaryota; Viridiplantae; Streptophyta; Magnoliopsida; Solanales; Convolvulaceae
Product: UMP-CMP kinase 3-like
Exons: 8
Coding region: 207-869 (220 amino acids)
Biological process (GO): UDP biosynthetic process; CDP biosynthetic process; 'de novo' pyrimidine nucleobase biosynthetic process
Cellular component (GO): nucleus; cytoplasm
Molecular function (GO): UMP kinase activity; ATP binding
Source: RefSeq, a predicted model, not a curated record